AUGGGUCCACGCUUGGUUGGACUCUGGGUUUAAGGAAGCUUGUCCGCCCGGCAGUCGGAGCGGAGGGGGACUCGGCGGUGAGAGCUGCUGACGGACACCGAAAUACCUCCACGACGGCUCUCUGAACAUCUUAAACCAAACCCGGCUGUGUGCACACUGUGGCGGCUGGUUUCGUGUCACAUCCAGGCUGAACAAUGUGAUUGUGAUCGGAGGCAGCGGCACUCCAAUGGUCGAGGACCUCACCAUACUUCACUAGAAUGUACUUGAUGAAUGUACCUCCUGUCGCAGCGACGCAAACAGAAUGGAGAACAUGUGGCCCUCCUGGAGGCUAUAGCCUUCCAGCCUGCUUCAAUGACUCUGACACAGAGUUGUCCACCAGAGGCACACCUAUCUCAGACAAGGUCCAGAUGAUCAUAGAGAGCCUUCGGAGCACCCAGUCCUCACUCGAGAUGGGCGACGAGAUCGAGGGAAAUGUGCUAUCAGGACAGGAGGGUCAUCCCCAAGUCUGCAAGGUUGCAGUGGGUUCUUACGUGGGAGCUAAGUCCCAAACUAAAUGCCCCACUGAAAACCCGCAUGCAGAUGUUUCCUCCCCAAACAACCACGAGAGCAGUGACUCUGACAGUGAUGAUUCUGUGGACAGAGGAAUCGAGGAGGCAAUACUGGAAUACCUGAAAGAAAAAGAUGAUCACAAACGCAAAGUGGAACCGUGCUCCACUUUUCUUCAAUCAUCCAAAAUUCCCAGAAAAAAUGUAUCCAUUCCUGAGGUUUCCAAACAGAACUCUGACAGCAGUACAUUCUUGAUUACGAAUAGCCAGUUUCCCAAAAGUGUCAAAGCUGAGACCCCUACAGUACCAGCUGGUAUACCUAUAAAAAAGUAUAUUAAAAACAAGGCGUCCCUAAAUGAAAACGCAUUUAAGGACUUUGAAUUGAAUAAAUGUUCAAGUACAAGUUUAGUCAGUUCAAAAGAACCAGUGAAGAGCCCCUCAAAAUCAACCACCCUCUGCAACAAAACUGUCAAAUUACCAAUCACAGUAAAAGUGAAGGAAGAGUCAAAUGAUUCCAGCAGUGAUGACGGCAUUGAAGAGGCCAUUCAGAGAUACCAGUUGGAAAAAAAGGAGCAGCAGAAUAAAAGGGAAGUUUUCAAUCCACACGCUUUCGAAGGGGAGUCCGACUCCACAAGUGAUGAUGGGAUUGAAGAGGCUAUUCGCCACUACCAGCUCGAGCAGCUCAAGGAGAAGAAUAUCCUGAAACCAUUCCUACAUGAGCAAAAACCCUACAGUAAGUCACUAAUACAUGCUGUUGGGAGCAUGAACAUGGAAAGCAUGAAGAAACACAAACUUAAGAAAAAAAGGAGCAAAACAGAGAAAGAAGGUAAAUCUUUGCAACCCCCUGCUUCAUCUGUUUUCAUACCCAAGACUACACUUUCAGACAGGUCCAGAAGUAAAGGAAAUGGACUACUUUCAUUGAAAGCAGAAGGUUUUAAGGAGCAACCAGCCCCUGCACCUUCAAAGGUUAAUACAACCGCAGAACUCAUGUGCGCUGAGGCCAUCCUGGACAUUUCAAAAACUGUUAUGCCUGAGGCCUUCCAGCAUAGUGUUGGCCUCAGCAGUUGUGCCACCACCGAAUCUUCCAUGCAGUCUUCUGUUCCUGACAAUUGCCCGUAUGAAGAAAGCAAUGACAGCUCAAUUGACAGCGAAGAUGGGAUUGAACAAGAAAUCAGGAAGUUUCUAGAGCAGAAGGCUCAAAUGCACAAACAGCCGCCCAGCUCUGCUGUGAUUCAAGAGCCUCACCAUGCAAAUGUACCAGACCAAGUGAAAGCAAAAGAAGGGACUUUCCAAAAGAGACCACACAGAUUGUCUUUAACCCACAGAAAAAGACAGAAAGAGAAAAGCUUUAGUGUUUGCAACAUGUCAGGGACAGAUGACAUUGUUAAAGAAACAAGCACUAAGGCUUUACCUGAGCAUAUGGAAGAAUCAAACAUCUUAGUGUUUUCCCAGAGAAGUCAGACACAACCAAUCACUGGAUUACACAAGACAGACCAAAGUGGAGACAAAAGCAGCUCACUUGACAGUGAUGAGGAUCUAGACACUGCAAUAAAAGACCUGCUCAAGACAAAAAAGAUGUCAAAGAAAAAGAACCGAGACCUAAAGCGGAAACCAAGGAAGUGCCUCAAGGAUGAAGAGCCACUGUUAGGAAGUGCUUCACAGGCUAAAAAGUUAAAACCUGAUCCUGUUUCCAAAUUUUGUGCUUUGAAAAAAGUCCACAAGAGCAAGGGGGACUUGAAAGACAAGUCUGGAUUGAACAAAAAGAGUGUUUCACAACUUAAGCAAAUUCAGAAAAGUAAGGAGCAUGAUUUGCAUGAAGGUGAAACGGAGAGACUGAAAGGAGCUGAGAAUCGAGACACCCAAUUACUGCAGGCUGUUGAAGCUGCUCCUCAGAUGAAGGAAGAUAGCAGCUCUGUAGACAGCGAUGAUAGCAUCGAGCUAGAGAUCAGAAGGUUUCUGGCUGAAAAGGCCAAAGUUUCCACUGUAGAUAAAAGUAAAGACGGAGAUGUUUCGAGGAAUGGUACAGUCCUGGUUCAUACCCCACUCAGAGAUGAAGACAUUAAACAGGAAAAUCAGCUGGCUGAGGUUCCCACAAAAAUCAGUCCUCUCUCUGGACAGCGUCCUUUUAUUAAUCCAGCUCAAGAUAGACCACUACGUCCAACGUCACAGAGUUUGCUGCCUGACAUGUCUAAUGUUAGUGCGCGUUCACAUCUGCCCUCAGUCCAGUCCUGCAGCCCCAGUCAUCUCGAGCCAGCAGAUGGAGCAGGGGCAGCUAGAACCGAGCAAAGGAGGCUUAACGCUGGGAGAGGCAUCAUCCACAAUGUCACACCACAGAUGGAGAGAGUUCGACCAGUUUUGAGUCUUAACGCUGCACAUUCUCGCUCAGAGUCAAACAAGUGGCGCCAGAGCCUGGGACUCCCCACAUCCGAUACGAGGGCUCUCAGUCGGACUCCAUUCCAUAUUACCUCGUCUGAAAUCAGCGAGACUGCAUCAGCAACUCUGCCAUAUCAAAGCGAGGCCAUCAGCUACAAAAUACAGACUCCAGGCAACGUUUGGUCCUCUGCAAGGACCGGCAGAGCACCAUUCGCCUGCACGACAGAGACAAGUGUAAAUACCCCGUUCAGAUCCUCUGUUCUGAAUUUUGUUUCUACUGCCAGGCAGCACCCGAAGAUGUCCUUCACACGGAGCCUUGUGCCUGCCUACAGCUCUAUGGAAGGAGAUAAACAGAGUAUGGUGCAUAUAUCCAAGGACAAGAGUGUGUUUGUCGAACUGGAAUCUAACAGGACCAACCAUGUCCAGGUUCAAAGCAGGGACAGGAGCGAGGGAAGGGAGAGGGUGGACUUGCUAAGUGAGAAAAAAAGAGAAGGCGAGAGCAUGAAGAUAGCUAAUAAAGAAGUACAUCAAGAGAGAAAGGAGGAAGAAUUUAUAGACGAGGCAGAGUGUGAGUCAGGCGACAGGAGAAAUCCAGAAAAGAAGCAGGGCGUUUCCACAUUGUCUUUGUCCAGUGCCAUUGACCCUGGCAUCACCUUCAGCCCUUGCAUAGCUCUAACAUCAGAGGACAGAGGCAGGAUGUUCAACAGGAGGUAUCUGGCUGAAAAAUGCAAGAAGGGGAUAGCUUCUCUCAGCAGUGUUCCUCUGCACAACAAGACCAUGCAGCGGGUCAAAAGAAAGCUUCAGUUUGUUCCAGUGAACAGGUAUGUGGCUGCACCCAAGGCAUCUCCUCAGUGAAUGACAAUCACAUUCUACAUCUUUUUGGCUUAGACAGUUUCCUUCCUUUUGCAGGUGAAGGUCCCAAGCCAGCACAGCAAAACAGAUUAAACUUGGUGUUCGGUUUUCAGCAGUGCAUAGAGAUUCUGAUUGACGUUACAGUCUGUGGUUUCAGUAAUUGUGUAGCAUCUCACGGAGUGUUUAUCACGCGUGCUGUUAGUUUUCAGUUUAUAAGCUAAAUGCAGUUUAACAUUUUGGAUUUUGGCCAUUUAACAGUAUGUUUUUGUUACUGUUGAUUUUGAACAAUGCUUAGCAAUUUUAAAAUGUUAUAAUUAAUUAUAUAGUAGAAAGACUACAGUUUGUUUCCUUAAUAUAGUCAGUUAAGGGCAUCUCUUUCCAAUUUUGGCUAAAACAUAAAUCUUCAAGCCCAAGAACUUCUUGAUUAUUUGCACCAUUAGUCCUAAGUACACUUUUACAUUUUAUUUUUCCUUAUAUGGUUCCAGUGUGGAAAACCUAAUAUAGCAUGGGAAUUUUUCAUUACACAUUGUGCAUGGACUUGUAUGAAUCCUAUUCAUACAACAGUUAUUUUUGUUAGAAAUGGUGUCUAUAUUUCCACAUAUUUGACUAUGUAUUUCUUUAAAAUAAGGUUGGUUGUCUUUCUUUAAAACCUUUCAUGGCUGCGUAACAUAAUUUUACUGCUGUUGGCGGUGUUGUAUUUGUGUUUCAAU
This is a messenger RNA of Amphiprion ocellaris (clown anemonefish), 4480 nucleotides long. It is a transcript of the gene ppp1r26, whose product is annotated as protein phosphatase 1, regulatory subunit 26. The record is from RefSeq and is a predicted model, not a curated record. Gene Ontology annotation, biological process: negative regulation of phosphatase activity. The coding region runs from base 258 to 3773 and encodes 1171 amino acids. The transcript is spliced from 4 exons. Lineage: Eukaryota; Metazoa; Chordata; Actinopteri; Pomacentridae. Gene Ontology annotation, molecular function: protein phosphatase inhibitor activity.